GAUUUCUUCUUGCUGCUGCCGUCGGAGGCCAGGAACAAAAUCGGGGAUGAUGGGACAUUGCUGCUCUCUUGACCACCACGCAGGCCCUACCUGACAAGGAUGAGCGCCUUCACACGCUUUCGCGACAAGCUGAGGGUCGAGGGCUCUGCGGCAGACGGCGCAUCGCACGCGGCCGCCUUCCUCACGAACCGUGACCUGAAUCCAGUUGAGCCGAGUCGAAGGACAUGGACAGCAAAGUCGUUUGCCUUCUUUUGGAUCAGCGAUGGUGUCAAUCUGUCGACGGCAGUCAUUGUUAGCUCUUAUGUCCUCGAUGGCCUGGCCUGGUGGCAGGUCUGGCUCGCUGUGUGGGUGGGUUACAUCCUUACUACAUUUGUCGUCAUCUGCUCCGGUCGCAUCGGUGCCGUCUACCACAUCGGCUUUCCAGUCGUGAUGCGAGCAAGCUUUGGUAUUUGGGGCAGCAUCUGGCCAAUUAUCAAUCGUGUGGCAACAGCGACACUCUGGACCUCGUACCAGUCUUACCUCGGCGGAAAGUGUAUCGAGCUCCUCCUUCGCAGUCUCGCUCCGCAGUUCAAUAACCUGCCCAACCACCUGCCAGCGUCUUCGGGAACGACGACCAAAGACUUCCUCUGCUUCUUCCUCUUCUGGCUCGCCAUGAUCCCUGCCGCUGCCACAAGGCCAGAGAACAUUCGCCACCUCUUCACCGUGAAGGCGAUCAUCGUGCCUGCAGCUUACGUCGCAUUCUUCGCCUGGUCGAUUCACGAUGCAAACGGGCUGGGUCCCAUCGUCCAUCAGCCGGCUACGCUCCAUGGCUCAGUUCUCGGCUGGACUUGGGUUUCGGCCGUGAUGGGCCAGCUGUCCAACUUUGUCACCUUGAUGCUCAACAUGCCUGACUUUUCCCGCCUCGCUCGCCACCCAAGAGACACAUUUUGGUCCCAACUCCUCGCGAUCCCACUCACUUUCGCCAUCACGUCCUUCAUCGGCCUCGUCAUUGCCUCUUCCUCGACCGUCAUCUUUGGGAAAGCGGUCCUGAAUCCACUCGACCUCCUGUCGUUACGCCUGGAUCGCGCGCCGUACGAUGCAGGCACACGCGCCGGCGUUUUUUUCAUCUCGACGUCGUUUGCCCUCGGCCAGAUCGGCACCAACAUUGCUGCAAACGUCCUCAGCGCAGGGUCUGACUUGACAGCCCUGCUCCCGCGCUAUAUGACCAUCCGGCGAGGCGGCCUCUUGAGCGUCGCAAUUGCCCUGUGCAUCUGUCCCUGGAAGUUUGCAGGCGAGAACUCGAGCUUCUCGACGUACCUGUCUGCCUACAGCGUCCUUCUCGCGCCGUUCAUCGGUGUUCAGCUCUGCGACUACUACAUCAUCCGCCGUGGCUUCUUCAGUGUCCCCUCGCUCUACACGCUUUCUUCCGACGGAGACUAUCGAUAUUGGAAGGGCGUGCACUGGCGGGCCUACGCCGCCUAUUUGGGAGGCCUCGCCAUCAAUAUCACCGGCUUCGCAGGUGCCGUCGGCGCAAACGUCAGCACCGCCGCGCAGAGAAUCUACACGCUCGCUCCGCUGACGGGCUCCAUUGUCGCUGCGCUCGUCUACUUCGCCUGCUGCUACAUCCGACCGCGGCCAGUGGGCUUCGUCGAUGUGGGCAACAAGGUGUGGCGCGAGCCAAAGGAAGGAUACGAGGCGCCAGACUGGAGCAGGCCGACGGCUGGCGAGACAUCGGCUGGUGCGUCACAAGACGGCCAGCUCAAGUCGUCAUCGGGAGAAGGAGACGACUUCGAAAAGACAACGACGGGCCAGGACAAGAUGUCGGUAGAGGCCGUAGCGUAUUGAUUCGAGGACCUAGCUCUCUUUUACUACUUCACCACUGUAUCAUUC
This is a messenger RNA of Acaromyces ingoldii, 1869 nucleotides long. RefSeq names its product putative uracil permease. Gene Ontology annotation, biological process: nucleobase transport; transmembrane transport. The transcript has 5 exons. Gene Ontology annotation, molecular function: nucleobase transmembrane transporter activity. Lineage: Eukaryota; Fungi; Basidiomycota; Exobasidiomycetes; Exobasidiales; Cryptobasidiaceae. Bases 100 to 1824 code for a protein of 574 amino acids. Gene Ontology annotation, cellular component: plasma membrane. The record is from RefSeq and is a predicted model, not a curated record.